This is a messenger RNA of Medioppia subpectinata, 591 nucleotides long. NCBI's taxonomy places the organism in Eukaryota, Metazoa, Arthropoda, Arachnida, Sarcoptiformes, Oppiidae. The record is from the annotation of a GenBank genome assembly.
AUGGAAGGAUUGGUCUCGACAUAUAAGCCGACGAUCAGCGGACAGACACAAGAGGACAGUCCCGUACAGAAUAUGAAUAUAGAGCUGAUUAUCGCUCGGGUUAUAGUGAAUGAUAGGGCGAGCGCUGAGGCCAUGAACGCGGCCGUCAUCUGUUUGGACGGCGAAUGUGGCCGAGAACUGGAAGAAUGCCGUCUCCUGUCCCGCUUUGUUGUGGCCGUCGGUGUCGUCGCUUCGGUCACCAACUGUUCUGACUCUUCAUCCGAGUCGACUAAGAAAAUGAGUGCCGAUAUAACGGCAGUCAUCGCCGCUAUAGAGUACGAGUUGGCUUUUGAAUGUGUCGUCCGUUUGAUUGCCGUAUGGCUCGGAGAGAAUGGGACCCAAUAUGGAUCCGAUGCCGAAGAAGAAGUGCAACGCUUGCAUAUAAGGGCCGCCAUCUGUGCCCCAGAUUUCAUUGACCCAAACGUUAACAGUUGUGUCGAUGCCAGCGGUGAAGAAGCCGUUGGCCACAGCGUUGCCAUAGAAUUGAUAGACAUUACGCCAGUGCGGCACAGAUGCUAUUGUGCACGACUUGAGUAUCAAUAUUAUUAUUAA